Molecule: messenger RNA, 3419 nt
Organism: Sesamum indicum (sesame)
Lineage: Eukaryota; Viridiplantae; Streptophyta; Magnoliopsida; Lamiales; Pedaliaceae
Product: putative LRR receptor-like serine/threonine-protein kinase At3g47570
Biological process (GO): protein phosphorylation
Molecular function (GO): protein binding; protein kinase activity; ATP binding
Source: RefSeq, a predicted model, not a curated record
ACUAUCUAUUCAUAUCAAAAGAAAGAACUAUGGCAAAACUUUCAUUUAGUCCAUCUAUGAUCUUUGUGUUCUUGUUCCACUUUGUCACUAGUCCUGCGACAUGUUCAAACAACGAGACUGAUUUACAAGCACUGCUGGCCUUCAAGGAUGCCAUAGAUCAUGAUCCCAUGGGUGUGUUGAACUCAUGGAAUGAAACCCUUCCUUUCUGCAGCUGGAAAGGCAUUUUAUGCGGCAAAAGGCACCAAAACAGAGUAGUGUCAAUUGAUCUCAUGUCCCAAGGCCUGACGGGAUCCCUUUCACCUCAUAUAGGUAAUCUUUCUUUUCUCAGAUAUAUUACUUUACAAAACAACAGCUUCCAUGGCCAAAUCCCAGAAGAAAUUGGUCGAUUGCGGAGGCUUGAACAGAUUGAAUUUAGUAACAAUUCUUUUAGUGGUGAGAUUCCAAGAAAUGUGUCACAAUGUAGACGUCUUUAUUACCUGAAUUUGAUUGACAACAAUCUCACAGGGACUAUAAUCUCUGAGAUAGGAUCUCUCGUUGAACUUGAAGCUCUAGGCUUAUCAGAAAACAGGCUCACAGGAACUAUCACACCAUUCAUAGGAAAUCUAACCCGCCUGUUUGUACUUUCUUUAGCAAACUGUGGCUUGCAAGGACAAAUUCCAGAGCCACUUGUCCGACUACAAUACCUGAGCUUGCUAAAUUUGGAUGAAAAUAGCUUGACUGGUGAAAUUCCUUAUGCCCUGUACAACAUUUCCAGUCUCAGAACUUUCUCAGUGCGUUCCAAUCAACUCCAAGGAAGCAUACUUCCUGAGAUAGGCUUCAGAUUUCCAAAUUUGAGAUUUUUUGAUUUGGGAGACAAUCAUUUACUGGAGUUCUUCCAGCUUCACUGUCAAAUUCUUCCUCACUGGGAAAUAAUGAAGGAUUUUAGAAGGCUUUCAGCUCUUAAGUACCUAAUUGUCUCAUAUAACCAUUUGAAGGGAGACAUCAGUUUCAUUUCAUCCAUGAUUAAUUGCACUAGCCUUGAAAGUCUUGCAUUCUUUGAUAAUAAUUUGACUGGUUCAUUGCCAGAUACCAUUGGCAAUCUUUCCAGUCGCUUAAGUUACCUGUCAAUUAGUAGAAAUCAGUUGCAUGGAAGAAUUCCUUCUAGUAUCGGAAACCUCCUUGGUCUCACUAGCUUAGACAUCGGAACUAAUGAUCUUGAAGGCCCUAUUCCUUUUUCCAUCGGUAAACUUCAUAAAUUGCAAGAAAUUUACCUUGGAGCAAACAGAUUGACAUAUGAGUUACCAUUUUCGUUUGGUAACUUGACUUUGUUGAACCAUCUAUACUUGCGGCAGAACAAUUUUUAUGGGAAUAUACCUCAAAGUCUUGGCAACUGCAGCAACUUGCUAACCUUAGACCUUUCUCGUAACAAUCUCAAUGGUUCAAUACCUCCAGAAAUUAUGCGUCUUUCUUCCAUUUCUAUUGCCUUUAAUCUAGCCAACAACUUCUUCACGGGUUCUAUUCCAUCAGAAGUUGGCUCUUUGAGAAAUCUUGUGAGCCUGGACUUGUCUCACAAUGGAUUAUCAGGGUCCAUUCCAAACUCGUUGAGCAGCUGUGUAAUGUUAGAAAGGCUUCACCUGGAUAGCAAUGCUCUUAAUGGGGAAAUACCCAAUGGAUUAAGGUCUUUGAGGGGUUUGCAGGAUUUGGAUCUCUCACAAAAUAACAUAUCGGGGUCGAUUCCAGGAUUUCUGAGUGAGCUGCUCCUGGUAAAUCUGAAUCUGUCUUUCAAUAGGCUGCAAGGACCAGUCCCAACUGUAGGGGUAUUUCAAAACGAAAGUGCAAUCUCACUGGAAGGAAACAGUGGCUUGUGUGGAGGUAUUCUGCACUUAAACCUUCCUCCUUGCUCAUCAACAAAUUUCAUGAAGAAACAAUUUCCAACUAUAUGGAAAAUCUUGAUUCCAUUAUUAAGUGCUGGAGUCAUAUGCCUUAUCCUCUCUGCAUGCUUCUACGUAAUCAUCUACAGGCGACGAAUAUCACAAAGGAUACAAUUUUCCAGCCCUGCAAUCGGGGCCGAGGUUUUGAGGCUAUCUUAUGCAGAUCUCCUGAAAGCCACAGGUGGAUUCUCAGAGGCCAAUUUACUCGGGUCUGGGAGGUUUGGAUCAGUUUACAAAGGAGUUCUCCAUGAUGAGCAAACACUUGUGGCAGUGAAGGUGCUUAAUCUUAGCAUCAAAGGAGCUUCUAAAAGCUUUAUAUCAGAAUGCAAUGCAUUAAAGGGCAUAAGACACAGAAACCUUCUGAAAAUACUGAGUAUUUGUCCUAGCACAGAUUUUCAAGGUAAUGAUUUUAAGGCAUUGGUUUAUGAGUUUAUGGCUAAUGGGAGCUUGGAGAAGUGGCUGCACCAAACUUCAGAGGAAGAAAACAGAAAUCUUAGCACAAUUCAGAGACUGAACAUUGCCAUUGAUAUUGCAUCUGCACUUGAGUACCUACAUUUUGGUACAGACUCGACAAUUGUUCAUGGUGAUUUGAAGCCGAGUAACAUCCUUUUGGAUGAAAAUAUGACUGCCCACUUGGGGGAUUUUGGAUUGGCAAAAGUUGUUUCCAGUAUAGUUUCAAUGCACGAGAGCAGUUCUCUUGCAAUCAAGGGAACCAUUGGCUAUAUUCCUCCUGAGUAUGGCAUGAGUGACAUGAUUUCAGCAUCGGGGGACGUAUAUAGCUAUGGGAUUUCUCUACUAGAGAUGUUCACAAAUAGAAGACCGACGGAUGAUGUAUUUUCGGGUCACUCAAGCCUUCAUGAUUGUGUGAGCAGAGCAUUGCCAAGCCAUGUACUGGAAGUUUUGGAUCCAUUCAUUCUAGAUGAACACAAGCACACCAUGACUAGUAGAAUCAAGAACUGCAUGGUUUCUAUUCUGGGAAUUGGAGUGGCAUGUUCCAAGGAAUUGCCCAGAGAUCGAAUGUCGAUGCCAGAUGUUGUUACUGAGUUGCAUAAGAUAAAAACUGCUUAUAUGACUCAAUAAUUUUGCUAAAAUUUUAGUGUAAAGAGAUUGAAAAGAAAUUUUGCUAUUGACAUUGCAUCUACACUUGAGUACCUGCCUUCUGGCACAGACUCGACAAUUGUUCAUGGAGAUUUGAAGCCGUGUGACAUUCUUUUGGAUGAAAAUAUGACUUGCCCACUUGGGAAAUUUUGGAUUGGUAAGAGGCUUCCUCCCAUGUCAAAAGAUUAGUAGCUUAUGUAAUUGAUUCUACAUUUGCACAAACACAACAUGGAUAACAGAAUCGAGAAUUGCAUGGUUUCUGUUCUGGGAAAGGCAUGUUCAAAGGAAUUGCCUGGAGAUCGAAUGCUGAUUGCCUAAGAUAAAAAAUGCUUAUAUGGUUCAGUGAUUCUGCUAAAAAUUCAGAGGAAAGGAGAUUGACAUUUCAAUAAGUUACAUAACAAGGGAAGAGGG